Messenger RNA from Papaver somniferum (opium poppy), 594 nucleotides. RefSeq lists its product as uncharacterized. The coding region runs from base 1 to 594 and encodes 197 amino acids. Gene Ontology annotation, molecular function: nucleic acid binding. The record is from RefSeq and is a predicted model, not a curated record. NCBI's taxonomy places the organism in Eukaryota, Viridiplantae, Streptophyta, Magnoliopsida, Ranunculales, Papaveraceae. The transcript has a single exon.
AUGUCAGGUCACAGUACAAAGCACUGGAGCAAAUGGCUAUCACUUGCUGAGUGGUGGUAUAACACCAAUUACCACUCAAGUUUGAAGAUGACCUCUUUUACUGCAUUAUAUGGUUAUAUUCCUCCCCACAUAGCUCUUCCUAUGGAGGUCACUUCUUCAGUAGCAGCUGUUGAAGAUUUCUUGAAGGAGAGAUCAGCUAUGCUAGAUAUCCUAAAAGAGACAUUAUCCAAGAAUCAAGAGAUGAUGAAGAUUUUUGCUGACAAGAAGAGAACUGAUAGGUUCUUUGAGGUGGGUGACUAUGUAUUUCUCAAGCUGCAACCCUGCAGGCAAUCCUCAAUGCCAAUCAGAAGCAAUCUUAAACUCUUAGCUCGUUACUAUGUACCUUUUCAGGUGACACACAAAAUUGGUAAGGUAGCUUACAGAUUGUCUCUACCUGUUGCAUCCAAAAUACAUCCUGUAUUUCAUGUCUCACAGUUGAAGAAAAAGAUUGGGUUGUCUGCUACCACUGCCCCUAUACUCCCCUCGACUGAUGCAGAAGGUGAGAUUGUGCUCAAACCUGUUGCAGCUCUGAAUUUUCACCAGGAUUUUCGAUAA